AUGAGUGCCUCCAGCAGCCAUGGCAGGCCAGAUGGCGAGAUGUUCUUGAACCGUCCUUCGGACCGCGACUCGCCCACGAUAGUUGAGCCUCUACGCAUCAACAAGAGAAGCUCGAGUGCUGCUUCAGGGCCUGACAGAAGCAGCCCUGCCCCUCAGUUAGGGCCCCAGAACACUACCGCCUAUCCUGCGCCAUCUCUGCCUCAUCCCAACGAUUCGUCCAGGCAACAGCCUCAAUGCUCAAGGGUGACCGGCUCAUCGGCGCCCUACCCGUAUCCAGAUGUGAGAAGGGUGGCCUCUCCAGAACAAGGUGGAAGUGCGGGUAGUGGGCCUCGACAACAGGCGAAGAGGACAAUAUCGGGAGAUGGACGACCUGCGCAAACGCUGGGUGAACGCCGGGGGACCAUGCCAAAGCCUUUGCCCGAGUCUCCAGGUCCGGAUGCGCCAGAUAAGGAGGGUCUCUUCCAGCGUCACCCCCAGCGCGGGGAUGCUCCAUCAACGGCGCCUUUGCCGGGCACCAGCAACCAAAGCCAGCAGCAGUACUGGCCUCCCCCAACAGCUUCAUCGGCAGCGGACGCUCUGAGCAGGCUGAAAAUCCGGGACCCGUCUUCAAUAAAUCGAAUAAGCUCAACUGCAUCGACGUCGACCACGAGAGCGCAGCGGGGUUCGCCUCCACCUCCGGAAACUCCAAUCGUGGGUCCUGGCGCACGGCCCCAGACAGACAUAGAAGCUCGUUAUGCUGCCUCUGGUAUUGCCGGCACCGCGACUUUGACCAGCUUACAGGCGCAAAGCGUGGCGGCGCAGCAAAGAGCGGCUCAGUAUGGCCUCCAGGCCCAACAAGGUCAGACGCAGUCCCAGGAGCCAGCCCGACGGCCCUGGACGCCCACUGAACCACCAGGGAGCACCUCGCAUCCAACGCCCACAGUCUACCAAGGAACGAGCGAAGUACAGUCUUCACCUCCCGCUGCUACCACAACAGGAGCAGCCGGGGCAGCUCAUCCAGCUCCCCUCCAAUCACCCCAACGUACUGAGCAUCCAAUUGAGAGCGAGAUCGCCAGAGUACAGCCGCAUGAAGAGCCUCCGCCUGCCUACUCUCAGGUUUCGAGCGCGGUAAACGCUGCCCGAAACCCUCACGAGAAGCAGAGACGAAGCGUUACUGGGACAGGAGUUUCUGCGGAUCCAACGACAGCCGCGGCAGCGACAGCAAAUGUCAUGCCUGGAGCUCAGGUGCCGAAUCAGUUGGACCAUCCAGCGUUCGCAAACGAUCCCCGACAGGGUGCCUACGGGCCCUCACCGCAGUCCAAUGUGAACGGCCAAAUGGGUCCAGCGCAGUCUGCGAUGCCUCACACCCCCGCCCAGAUACCUCCUGCAUCGCCUCCGCCUCUGCCGGAGGGAUGGAUAGCGCACAUGGAUCCCAACUCGGGACAGUAUUACUACAUCCAUCUCCCGACGCAAGCAACGCAAUGGGAGUUCCCGAAGGGUCCUACACCACUUAAUCUGACAGAUACUCCAUUGUCACCCGUGGGAAGUAUCUAUCAAAACCCUUUGACCUCUCCAGGUCUCUCCUUUGCUCAAAAACCGCUGGCUUCGCCAGCGCUUCCACUCAGCCCAGGCUACGAUCAGCAGAGCAUCAUGGGUCUGGCAAGUCCGGCAGCAUUUACCGGACCACCACCCACGAGCGGGGUCGACCUGUACAAAGUCGUCGCUACCAAUGGCGUAUAUUUUGGUCCCUACCUCCGCUACACCAAUAUGGACAUUGAUAAGGGCAUUUGGUAUGGAUCCAUUCUUCUGGUAACAGACGCUCCGCAGCCGCCAACAAUCCACCUUCACCAGAGUCUCGAUCUGUCUCCGAACCCGCGACAGCUGAAACCUGCCAAUAUUGCCACACAUCAGCGCUGGACGUUCUACAAGUAUGAAAUUGACAUUGAGAUGGAGGAGUCCGAACCCGCCAAGUGGACGUACGCAAUUACAUCGCACCUUGGCUGCACACGCUAUGAGUUCUUAGUAGCCGGCAAACAUGAGACCAACUGGCGUUUCAUCGCCACCUCUGGAAACGACUUUUCAAUCAAUGUCAGCGCUAAUGAGCGGGCAAAGCUUGGGGGCGUCGGCUUCAUGUGGAAAGAUAUAAUGCAAAAACAGGCAGAAUGUGGAGGCUUCCAUUGUCAACUCGGUCUGGGCGGGCAGGUGUUUGGAGAUCGAUUGUGGAAAGAAAUACCCCUGCUUAAGCAGUGGUUAGCUAUGAGUGGGAAGGAGAACAGGAAGAAUGCUGUAUGGACAGCAGCUCAUGAGGAAGAUGUCACGCAUGCCUAUUUCCAUUACUACACCAGUCACUUCGAUCAACCAUAUUUACGGGAAGCCUCUGCCCAGAUACCCCAGAUUUCGACGCUUGAUGACCAUGACAUUUUUGACGGGUUUGGCUCCUAUCCCGAGUAUAUGCAGUUCAGCAACAUGUUCAAGAACAUCGGGCGUAUUGGCAUUGAGAUGUAUCUGCUUUUCCAGCACCAUACGACCCUGGAAAUUCUCCGCAAUGUGGCCGAUGACCAUGAUUUGUUCACCAUCACGGGUACUGGCUGGCACUUUAUCAAAUUCCUUGGGCCGGCCAUUGCUGUUGUAGGUCCCGAUACACGCAGCGAAAGAAAUUCUCAUCAGGUCAUGGCUGGACCGACCUACCAAGGGCUCUUCCCCAAAAUUGCAUUACUACCACCGACCAUUCAGCAUUGCAUCCUAAUGAUUCCUGUCCCACUAAUCUAUCCGAGGCUCGACGCGGCGGAACAAAUCGCUCAUACCGUUGCCACGGGAAAGAAGGCGGUCACAGGUGCUUACAAUGUCCUUGGAAAGGUGACCAGCUCCGUCGCUGGCGUAGUGGGUGCCAAAGGUGCCGUUGGAUCAGGAUUCGAUUCGGUGAAACGUGCUGUUGGGAAAUCAGGGCUCAUGGGUGGUAUUCUGAGUCCUUUUGGAGAUAUCGAUGUCUUGGAUGAAUUGAAAGACCAGUGGACGCACGAAUCGAAGGACCUCGAACGCACGUAUCUCAUCCGCACCUUGCAAGGCAUUUCUCACCAGAGAUCCAUCCGGUUCACAUUCAUCUCUGGGGCUGUCAACACUUGUGGCGCCGGGCUGGUCCAUGACCCUUCACAUCCAUCCGACCACAAAACGAUGUAUCAGCUCAUCACAUCGUCCGUGGUCAACACGCCUCCACCGGCAUAUCUGAUGAAACUGCUUAACAAUAACAAGCCGCUUUACAUUCCCGCCAAUGGCCAAAGGUCCACGCCAUCACAACCCACAGACACCAAGGAAGAUAUGAUGGAGAUAUUCACUCACGACGUUACAGGUCAACCUAUCAGCAAUCGCAAGUUGAUGCCUAGGCGAAAUUACCUUGCUGUAGUGGCUUAUGACCCGGAGGUGGUAAAUGGGACAUUUGGGCAGACGGGAAUGCACCGUGGAUCGGGCAAGCUCAGUCUUGCAGCAGACUUUUUGAUUCAGGGCGAAGGAGCAUAUGGCAACGUGAUCAAAUUUGGACCUGUCGUGGUGCCAAGUCUGGAUUACGGGCGUUGA
Exophiala dermatitidis NIH/UT8656 is the source of this 3549-nucleotide messenger RNA. RefSeq lists its product as uncharacterized. Bases 1 to 3549 code for a protein of 1182 amino acids. Gene Ontology annotation, cellular component: membrane. Lineage: Eukaryota; Fungi; Ascomycota; Eurotiomycetes; Chaetothyriales; Herpotrichiellaceae. Gene Ontology annotation, molecular function: protein binding. The record is from RefSeq and is a predicted model, not a curated record. The transcript has 3 exons.